UGAGAGCGCGUGGUUUGAGUCGGAGCUCUUUCAAAUUUAUUCUUAAUACAUCGUUUAUUCUUGUUAUAUCUUAAGACUUGUGUUUUAAAUUGUUAUCCUCCGAGGGUAAAACAUAUCCUUAAAUAUAUCCCAUACCAAAAUCGUAUUUAAACGCACAGAUAAUUUAUUUUUAUCGGAUCACUCGCUAUUAGCCUCAGGCUGUUAGCAUUCCCAGCCUGCCUGCUUACUGCUUAACACACUGUUCUCAUUAUUAAAUCACUGAUGGCUAAUGUUUCAGAUGUGUCUGUACCUCUGUGUGCAGAUGAGGAAACGAUCGCACUUCAGUCGGAACUGGAGGCUGUGGAGAAGCAGAUCCAGGAUCUACUAGAGAAGCAGUCACGGCUGCGAGAACGAAAAACGGCGCUGGAAACAUCCAGAGCCGACGCUCGCAAAUCCGCGGUAAGUUUUCAUCGCGAUUUUAAUACUCCUUCCACUUCUACUCCGCGUGUUUCUCUGCACAGAGCCCAGGCUUCGAGAACACGGUCAGCCCAAAUGAACUUCACUCCUGCACCGGCACACCCACGGCGAAAGGCGCGAGCCAGGACUGGAGCGAUGACCCAACCGCCGCCACCGGUCUUCGAGAUCCCGACCAGGAACCGCUUUGCCGCCCUCUGCGAGACGGAAUGCAACGCUGUGGUCAUCGGAGACUCAAUCGUCCGGAACGUACGCGCUUCCUCCACUAAAGGUAAGGUGCGCACUCAUUGUUUUCCUGGCGCCCGUGUUCUUGAUGUCUCUGCGCAGGUACCUGCGAUCCUGAAGGACGAUGCUAACGUCGGAGCUGUCGUGCUGCACGCGGGGGUGAAUGACGUCAGGAUGAGGCAGUCGGAGAUCCUGAAGAGGGACUUCAGGAGUCUGAUCGAGACGGUACGCAACGCAUCGCCCACGGCGAGGAUCAUCGUAUCAGGGCCGCUUCCUACCUACCGACGAGGGAAUGAAAAGUUCAGUAGACUAUUUGCUCUAAAUAAAUGGUUGAUGUCAUGGUGUAUUGAACAGAAGCUGCUCUUUGUUGAUAAUUUUGAUCUGUUCUGGGAGCGACCUAGGCUCUUCCGCCCUGACGGCCUGCACCCCAGCAGCAUCGGAGCGGUUCUUCUGUCUGACAACAUCUCAAAGACGCUACGCACCGCUUGACUACGUCUCCCAGCGGGAGAGAUUCCGCCAGGCCCAGAUGAACGUCAUAUGCCCAUCCACAACUAGAGAUUACGCCAGCUACAUCGGAAAAUCCCGUGCCAUCCUCCUGCGAGAGCCUGCGGACUGACUGACCAUCCAGCUCCAUCCAAGGCAAUUCCAUCACCACCCAAGAAAAAGGCGACCAUCUGGCCGGCCCAGCUCAGACAAUUCCAUCCCCAACCGAGAGCAAAGACGGACUACCUGUCACAUAAAUGCUAAAUUUACAAUACUUGGUAUUUAAUGCUAAACUUACAUCACACGACAGCAGUUUGAAGUUAUGGCUGCACUCAGUGACUUUGAUUGGAGGUAGCUGGGUGGGUGUUGUAGGGAGUGGGGGGGCUUGUUGGUUGUGGUUCGGGGCGUUUCAUUUGUUGGGACUGUGUGGGUCUGGUCUGGUUGGUCUUGUUUUGUGGUCGAUGUCGGACAACAGAGGAAUAAAGUUAAUUAUGCCAUUACUAUUUUUCCCUGGUUGUUCCUCUGUUGUCUGUUGUUGAUCGCGGAAUGGGACCGGGUUGGACCUGCACGGUUUCGGCGGGUGGGGCUUCCUGGGUCGCGGCUCGUGGGCUCUCCCUGUUCUUCGUGGACGUUGCUCGGUGGCUUUGGUCGGGGUCACUGAGUGCAGCUAUGACACGUCAGAGGAGAUCUGGCCCUCCCGGCUGAGCCUGGUUUCUCCCGAGGUUUUUUUUUCUCCAUUAUUCAGCAUUGGAGUUUGGGUUCCUCGCCACAGCAGAGCAGUGCAGUGUUGGCUUGCUCACCGGGAGACUGCAUUUAUUUAUUUAUUUAUUCAUUUAUUUAUUAGAUAUUAUUUAUUAUAAUGAUCUUGCUUGGUCUAUAAACACCAUGCACUGUGCUGUGUUUUACCUUUCUGUGUUUUUCUUAUUUGCUCCUGUAAAGCUGCUUUGGAACAAUGCACAUUGUGAAAAGCGCUAUAUAAAUAAA
Messenger RNA from Triplophysa rosa, 2145 nucleotides. RefSeq lists its product as uncharacterized. The record is from RefSeq and is a predicted model, not a curated record. The coding region runs from base 262 to 1167 and encodes 301 amino acids. The transcript is spliced from 2 exons. Lineage: Eukaryota; Metazoa; Chordata; Actinopteri; Cypriniformes; Nemacheilidae.